This is a messenger RNA of Lathyrus oleraceus (garden pea), 601 nucleotides long. RefSeq lists its product as uncharacterized. Gene Ontology annotation, molecular function: ubiquitin protein ligase activity. The coding region runs from base 73 to 480 and encodes 135 amino acids. The record is from RefSeq and is a predicted model, not a curated record. Lineage: Eukaryota; Viridiplantae; Streptophyta; Magnoliopsida; Fabales; Fabaceae. The transcript has 3 exons.
UUAAUAUGUGACGUAAAAUUUCAGAUUUCAUGCCAAGCUACAUGUUUUCAUUGGAUUUGUGGAACAUGUACAAUGAAUGUUUGGCGGCAAGACUUUCAACGUUGUGAAUGUCCAAUCUGUGAUAAACCUAUUAACCUUUUGAUUCCAACAGAUGUGAACAAGUCUCGUCACAACCCUGAAGUUCUGUCUAAAAUACAUGCUUAUAACCAUACGUUUGGUCCUAUAUCUAAUAUUCCCAUUUUCUUUCUUUAUCAUGUGCUUUUUAGGGACCUCCUUUUGAAUAAUGUAUCUCCUACUAUUUAUUUCAAUGCUCGUUUCUUCAUUGGUAUAAUAAUGAUGUUUGUAUACAUGUACAGUCCUUUGAGAGAGGUAUUUGGAACGAGAAUACUUCCUCUAUUUGGGCUAUUAUGGAUACCACAUACUGCUUCCAUCUAUAAAUCAGAACUUUGCAUCCGUCACGGGGGUAAUUUUAGAAGGUAAGAAAUUUAUAACAUAAGAGGGUGAAAAUAGAGCUUAUUAGAUGAGAAGAUUCAAAUGAAAUGCUCCUUAAUAAAGUGGUUUUAUCUUUCAUGUUAAUUCAUAAUUACAUUACUUCACUCUU